AUGACUGAAAGCGAAAAAAGGUGGGAUGCUUCAUUGACAAUGAAAAGUAAUUCAACAGAUAUGGUAAUAUAUUCAGAAGAAAAGAAGGAAGUGGAAGAAUUGCUUCCUAAUAAGUUCUGGAGCUCUAUAAAUCAAGGCGUGAAUUUAAUUGUUGGCCUUUAUGAAGGUAUUCAAUCAGCAUGCACAGCUACUGGAAUACAUGAAUCGGAAAUGCUAAAUGAGAUAAAUAUAUUUGACAAUAAACUGGGAAAAGUUAAAAGAGUGGUUAAAAAUGGGGAGUUUGGUGCUAGAAUUAACUCAAAUGAGGUUUCAACAUCAAAUUCUACAAGAGUGUCAUCCAUGAUCAACUUUGGUGAUUUACUCCCAUCAUCGAGUGGUUUAACAACAAAAACCUCAAGUAUUAAUGAUUUAAGCUAUUUAUAUAGCCAUGGAGGUUUAAGAGCAGGAGAUGAAUUUUCUGAAUUUUUUCAAUCUUUAAGUAAUGAUCCAACGAUACAAUUACCGCAUAUGGAUGUUCCUGAUUUAUCAACGCAUACAAAAAUGUAUGCAUUUCGUUCUCAUAUUUCUCUUUCAAUACUUUGCUCUCAGAACAUUGAAAGGAUUAUUGAAACUAAUUUGGUUUCUGGAGAUUUUAAAUUAAAAGGUCCUGGAUUUAGAGUUGAAAAUGUAUAUGUACCAAUAAGAACUGAAAAACAAAAUAUAGAAAUUAAGUUAACAACUUUUACCAAUUUUGGUAAAAGAAUUGAUCUUGGAGUUGAUAUUCCUCUUUCUGCUAUACAUAAAAGCGGUGAAAAUUAUACUUUUUGGCUAUCACUUAGUUCCGAUAAAGAUCUGCCUUGCCAAGAAUAUAAUGACAUUUUACCAGAGGCUGUUUUUCGUCUCAAAUUAGAUAAUGAAAAUUAUAAAGCUGGAGUUAUACAGCCUAGAAUACUUGUCAAUUUAAAAAGAGUUAUGACAGGAAUUAUUGAAGAUUAUCAGAUCUCAUCUUUAAAACUGUCUGAUCAUAAUAUUUUACCUUCUUCUGGUUAUUAUUCUUCAAAUAGCCAAAAACUAACAUUAAUUUAUGUUGGAUUAUAUAAUGAUUCUUUGGAUAUGGAGAUUUCCCAAAUUUUUAAUUCAAAUUCUUCAUUUCUUUCUAAUUAUAUUAUUGAGAGAGUUAACUCUGGCGGACAUUAUAAAAUUAAUAAUAUUGAUGUUUUAAUUUCUUAUGGAGCUGGAAAGUAUUCAAAUACAUUAUUUAUCCAAGAUGAGACUUCACGUCAACCUUUAAUGGAUUACCUUAAUAAUACAAAUGAAAAUAUUGAAUGGUUAACUAGUGAACCUACUAAUGCUACAGAAAUGGUUCCACCUGAAGUUUUACCUGAUUUCUCUGGUACUCCAGCUCCUUGGGAAGUUGAAACUGAUCGUAGAAAAGCCAUGGAAUUAGCUUGUCACAGAGUUGCUUUGAGAGAACAUAUUGCUAUACAAUAUUUAAUAGAUACUGGAUGUACUAAUUUACCAAAUCCAAAAUUCUCACAAUGGCUUAAUCCUCCAUAUUUUAGAAUUGGCCCUCAAUUUGAGCCUGUUCCUAUGAGUUAUAAUUGGGGCCCAAAUUAUACUAAUAUUCAAUUAAUUCCUCUAGAACAACCUAAAAAGAUUACUUAA
Messenger RNA from Cryptosporidium ubiquitum, 1644 nucleotides. RefSeq lists its product as uncharacterized. NCBI's taxonomy places the organism in Eukaryota, Apicomplexa, Conoidasida, Eucoccidiorida, Cryptosporidiidae. The coding region runs from base 1 to 1644 and encodes 547 amino acids. The transcript has a single exon. The record is from RefSeq and is a predicted model, not a curated record.